Messenger RNA from Hydatigera taeniaeformis, 1629 nucleotides. The record is from the annotation of a GenBank genome assembly. NCBI's taxonomy places the organism in Eukaryota, Metazoa, Platyhelminthes, Cestoda, Cyclophyllidea, Taeniidae.
AUGAAUAGCCACGCCAGGUCAGAGAAGGCGCCGCGCACACUACUAGCAGACGCUUUCGGAAUGACUUACUGCCUCUCACCCACAAAGUGCAAUAUUAAACAAAUCAUAUGCGAUAGUUUAUUCAAAAAUGACCUUGUUAAGAACUCUGAGGAAUAUGCCGCAGUUCUUAAUGAGUGUCAUCAAAGAGCAGCUGAUCUGAUACUUGAUGGAUGUCUUUUGAAUGGUGGUGUAUACAUCAAAUUGGGUCAAGGUUUAUCCUCCAUGAACCACCUUCUUCCAUCACAAGUUACGUCAACUCUUGAGGUCCUCCACGAUAAGGCUCUUUAUCGAUCGCCAAAUGAAAUUAAGCGAAUAUUUCAGAAGGAUUUUGGUGCCUCUCCUGAGGAGCUUUUCUGCAACUUUGAAAUUCAACCGUUUGCAGCUGCAAGCCUCGCACAAGUUCACCGAGCCAUUACAAAAGACGGUAAAAAGGUAGCCGUGAAAGUUCAGUACGAGGAUCUUCGUGAGCGUUUUAAAGGUGAUGUGUCAACUCUGGAGUUGUUGCUCCGUUUCGUGAAGUUUAUUCACCCUAAAUUCGAUUUGGCUUGGAUCCUGAGAGAUUUAAAAGAAACUUUGGCACAAGAGCUGGACUUUCAACGUGAGGCCGCGAAUGCCGAACGCUGUCGUAGCGAUCUUGCAUUUAUGGGUAGUCUUCGCCCUUCAGGUUUGGUUCACAUUCCGGUUGUGGAAUGGAAUUUAUCAAGUAAGCGGGUCCUUACCACCGAAUUUAUUGACGGAAUCAAGAUAAAUGAUACUUUGCGUUUGCAAAAGGCGGGUUUCUCUCUCGCCACCAUUGACAAAAUCAUGGUGGCUGCUUUCGGUCAUCAAGUCUUCUGCACCGGAUUUGUGCAUGCUGAUCCACAUCCGGGAAACCUUCUUGUUCGGGAGCGUUGUAACUCGUCGGAAUCCCUCCCUCAUCGUGUGUUUCAUUUUAUUUCUAAGCAUUUCUUUGAAACUCCUGCUCAGUUAGUGAUAAUCGAUCAUGGCCUCUACCAAAGUAUUUCUGACAGUGAACGGCUGACACUAUGUGAGAUGUAUAAAGCUAUCUUAAACAACGAUGAACGUGGCAUCAUGGAAAGUGCCAGGCGUCUUAAAGUUACCGACUACUCAACCUUUGGAGACAUAAUAGUUCAACGGCCUUGGCGUCGGAUGGGACGUGUAUUGUCCAGCAAGCUGACGGAGGUGGAAAAGGCUUAUAUUCGAGAGCAAGCCGAACUAUACUUCGAUCGCAUUCUUGCUGUCCUCCGUGAAAUGCCCCGACCUCUCCUCCUCUUUAUUCGCAAUAUGAACAUGGUGCGAUCUAUCUGCCGUAGCCACGGGGACCGCAUUAAUCGACACGAGUACCUUAUCUACAUGGCCCUUCUCGGUAGUCAGACGUCGAGUACUUUCUAUAUUGACACUGCUUGGAUGUGUUGGAAACGGUACAUUCUCAUGCUUAAGUGGGAGAUGUUUAAGAACUGGUUAUGCCUUCUUGCAUUACGUCUUCUCGCGUUCCUCGGAUUGGCUCCAGAUUUUAAGGAAAUUCAAUCAUUGGCUGUUCAAACGACAUGCAAAAAUCGGCUGCAACACUUGGGAUCAGGAAGUGUCUAG